AUGAUCAGAUCAGAACUCGAAAAAAACAUGGAAAUGGAUGAUUUUAACGCUUAUCGGGCGAUGUGCGCGAAUAGGCUGAGACGAUUGGAGCGUUACAAGAAAGCUCGUAGCUUCUGUAACAUCGACGACGAAACUCCUUCCUCAGCAAAAUCGCCUACAAAUUUUCCCAGUUCUGCACCUCCGUUCUGCGAUGAAGAAUCGACCAAUGCCGAUCGCUUUUUCGGCUCGUCUCGCGGCUCAGCGGCGUUCGAAGUGAUUCGAGAAAAAAUGCUCUCCUUAAUGGAGAACGACAUGUCCCUCCUGCAACAACUUCUUACGUUAGGCGAUCAGAUUACAGAAAUGAAGAAGAUGAAGGAGCAAAGUAUGAGAAAAUGUCAAAGUCAUACGAGUUUGGAUAACGAUGACGAUUUAGAGGAUCAAUUUGAUGACGGUUUCUCGGCGUCAAUGUCUGCUGUUACCACCUUAAGUGUUGGAGAAAAUCAACCACAAUAUUUCUCACGCCAAAAUAGUGUGCUAAGGAUUCCUAUUCCGCCGAGAAGCAGUAAUAGAUUUGGAAAAAGGAGAAUUCCUAGACGUCCUUCCGAACUGCUACGAACCGCCCCUGUCUUCGUGCAUGAAGCAGCCCCAGAAACAUCGGAAACCACUCAGAGCAGUCAGACUUCAUUCAUCAAUCCGAUACCGUCAGGAGGAGUAGAUGCUCUGGAGGCACAAUCCACACUUGAUCCCUCCACGUACAUCACAGCAAAGAAUCGUUCAUCGAAUUCAUCGAUCGACUCGGGGAUACGAGAGUCCAGCUCAUCGUCCUCUCCCUCACCGACACCAUUUGAUAAAGAAGUCGUUUAA
This is a messenger RNA of Necator americanus (New World hookworm), 843 nucleotides long. RefSeq lists its product as uncharacterized. The record is from RefSeq and is a predicted model, not a curated record. Bases 1 to 843 code for a protein of 280 amino acids. The transcript has 6 exons. Lineage: Eukaryota; Metazoa; Nematoda; Chromadorea; Rhabditida; Ancylostomatidae.